This is a messenger RNA of Clupea harengus (Atlantic herring), 6643 nucleotides long. It is a transcript of the gene adamts12, whose product is annotated as ADAM metallopeptidase with thrombospondin type 1 motif, 12. Gene Ontology annotation, cellular component: extracellular matrix. Gene Ontology annotation, molecular function: metalloendopeptidase activity. The record is from RefSeq and is a predicted model, not a curated record. NCBI's taxonomy places the organism in Eukaryota, Metazoa, Chordata, Actinopteri, Clupeiformes, Clupeidae. Gene Ontology annotation, biological process: proteolysis; extracellular matrix organization.
GGCAAGAUGCAUGCACCGUGAGUCGCAGUAGUGGGUUCAUUUGCAAAUGCUAACCUUAUAUAUGAUCAAACCAUAUAGGACCGCUUGUCAUACACAAUUGUGUCCGGCCAUGGUUUUAUGAGUAAGCUUGAGCUUUCGCUGCAGAGUUCCCUCAACUCCCUUUCGGUCCCUGCAAAGAAACUAGACACUAGGCUGUGGAACACUCCACCCCUUGCUAGCUUGGCGCUUUCUCACCGUUUACAUGAUAUUCUUUAAUUCCCUGUCUGUGGGCUAUGUUUCCCUUUUGGUAACAGAUGCCGCAAACUUUUCAUUCAUGUAAGUGGUCAUAAGACCGGCUUUAACACAAACGAAUCUUUUAAUGACGCUCAACAUUUUCUUUUUGUUUGAUUUCGGUUAGAACUAAAAUAUGCAACACACGCGGGUGAGUCAAGCACUUUUUGUGUUACAUUUUGUUUUCUUUUUGGCAUCCGUCCACGUCGAGUGCUCUAUUUCGGACAAGCUCAACUUUCCUGAUACAGAGCAAGAGCAUUUCAUCAAGGCUCAAUCAGACUUCUCAGUUGUUCAUCCUGAAAAGGUCGACAGGAAUGGACAGUACAUGUCUUACUCUCUGUCUCAUCACUUCUCAAGUGGACGUCACAAGAGAGACUUGGGAUCUUCACAUGGUCGGGUUUAUUACAAUCUUCAUUACAAGGGCAGGGAUCUCUUCUUUAACUUGACUACCAACAAACACCUGGUAGCAAAUGACUACAUACUGGAGAGACGUCACAGUGAGCUGAACCAUACACAACAGUUUGUAUCCAAAGAUAAUGCCUGUCACCUAAUUGGUACCGUCACCUACUCCAACCAUGUGGGAAAAGCUGCCAUCAGCACCUGUGAAGGACUGAGAGGGUUUUUCUCCCUGCCAGAGGGGCUGUUUUUGAUUGAGCCAGUGAAAGGUCACCCUGUGAGCCGCGAGGAUCCCAAGGAGGCCCACGUAGUCUACCGGAGUCCAGUGACAUGGACGGCGCCCCGACAUCGGCGGAGUGUCACGGAGCCACAGGAGAGGCAGGGUGCCUGUGGGGUCAAAGAUGGCGCUGACUUCUCUCUCAGGGUGGAGCAGGAGAGGGACGCGUGGGAACAGGAGCAGCGGGAGCAGUCGACCGGUGAGCCCGUCCCUCGCGGGAUCUCUCGCCGCUCCGUCAGCAAGGAGAGAUGGGUGGAGACCCUGGUGGUGGCCGACUCCAAACUCAUGGACUACCACGGCAGCGGCAACGUGGAGUCCUACAUCUUCACCAUCAUGAACAUGGUUGCUGGGAUUUUUCAUGACGCCAGUAUCGGAAACGCCGUCCACAUCAUCUUGGUUCGCCUCAUUCUUUUGCAUGGCGAAGAGAAACAGUUGAAGAUCGUUCACCACGCCGACACAACCCUUAACAGUUUCUGUACCUGGCAGAAGAAUGUAAACCCCCAGAGUGACACACACCCUGCUCAUCACGAUGUGGCUGUUCUCAUUACAAGGAAGGACAUAUGUGCAGGGGCCAACCAGCCGUGUGAGACUCUGGGCUUGUCCCACCUCUCUGGCAUGUGCCAGCCACAUCGCAGCUGCAACAUCAACGAGGACUCCGGUCUCCCCUUGGCAUUCACCAUUGCUCACGAGAUAGGACACAGUUUUGGAAUCCACCAUGAUGGUCAGGGCAAUGACUGCGAGCUGUCGGGGAGACACCCCUUCAUCAUGUCUCGACAGCUGAUGUACGACAGUUCCCCCCUUACCUGGUCCCCCUGCAGCAAGGACUACAUCACUCGCUUCUUGGACCGCGGCUGGGGCUUCUGUCUGGACGACCGCCCAUCCAAAAAGGACCUGACCACACCGCUGGCCACCCCGGGGGUAAAGUACAGCACGCACCACCAGUGCCAGCUGCAGUACGGCUCCAACGCCACCUUCUGCCAAGAAGUGGAUAAUGUGUGUCAGAUUUUGUGGUGUUCUGUGAACGGGACUUGUCGGUCCAAACUGGACUCACCAAUAGAUGGUACCAAAUGUGGCCCAGAUAAGUGGUGCAUUUCAGGUGAGUGCGUGGUGGUGGGGAAACUUCCAGAAACAGUGAAUGGGGGCUGGGGUCAGUGGAGCACCUGGUCUCACUGCACACGCACCUGUGGAGCGGGGGUGCAGUCUGCCGAGAGAGAGUGCAACCAGCCUAAGCCCGAGUUUGGGGGGACGUACUGCACGGGCGAGCGGAAGCGAUACAGGAUCUGCAACAUCAACCCCUGCGCCAAGAAACACCCGAGCUUCCGUGAGAUGCAGUGCAGCGAGUUCAACACAGUUCCAUACCAGAACGAGCUGUACGAGUGGAUCCCUGUCAUGAGCACAACUAGCCCGUGUGAGCUGCACUGCCACCCAGUGGACGGAGGCUUCUCAGAGAAGAUGCUGGACGCCGUGAGCGAUGGGACCUCCUGCUUCGUGAACAGCAGCAGAAGCAUAUGUAUCAAUGGUGUGUGCAAGGCCGUUGGAUGUGACUAUGGCAUCGACUCCAACGCAGAGGAGGAUCGCUGUGGGGUUUGUCUGGGGGAUGGCUCCACCUGCCAGACAGUCCAUGAGAACUUUGAUCAGCCAGAUGGCUACGGUUAUGUAGAUAUGGUCGUGAUCCCCGAAGGCGCCAGGGACAUUUUCAUCCAGGAGAGAGGGGAGGCCGGGAAUUUCCUCGCCAUGAAGAGGCCUAACUCGGAGGACUAUUACUUAAAUGGGAAUUUCAUCAUCCAGUGGAACGGAGAGUACAAAGCGGGCGAAGCCAAGUUUUUCUAUGACAGGAUAGGCAACCUGGAGAACCUGACAUCACCAGGACCCACCACUGAGCCAAUCAUGAUCCAGUUGCUCUUCCAAGAGAGAAAUCCAGGGAUCAACUACGAGUACACCAUAAAGAGGGAGCGACAGAGUGGGAAUGAGGUCCCGGAGCCGGAAUACACCUGGAGGCACGGAGCGUGGACUGACUGCAGCACCUCCUGUGGAAUAGGUGAACAGCUUCAGCCUGUACGAUGCUUCGAACGGGAUAUCGGUGUGGUGGAUGAAGUUUUGUGCGACCCAGAAAACCGCCCUGAAGACCGCUAUCGAAAGUGUAAAAUCAUGGACUGCCCUGCAAGGUGGUGGGUUGGGGGUUGGCAGCCGUGCACGGCCACCUGCGGUCUCUCUGGUGUGAAGAAGCGGACGGUCCUCUGCGUGCGCACCGUGACGGGGGAGGAGCGCGUGCUGCACCACGCGGACUGCAGGCACAUGCUGAAGCCCAAGCCGGUGGUUCCCUGCAACAGGGACAUGCCCUGCACCUCAGACUGGGCCGUGGGCAACUGGAAUGAGUGUCCUGUCACCUGUGGGGGAGGAGUGCGUUCCAGGGAGGUCACAUGCAUCGCUGAACCUAAAGACCGCUGCAACGCCACCACCAAGCCUCGCUCCAAGUCCCUGUGUGGCCUCCUCAGCUGCUCCGGCCAAAAGUCCAUGUACCACCGGAUCUCCCCCAAACGAGGCCCGACGCAGGCAGCCGUCACCACCUCUGUAGCACCAAAGACCGACCCAACCACACCGCUGACACCAACCGCAGCAGCCAGCACGCCGCAGCUCCCCACCGCCUCUGACAUCCUGCACACAGAUGAUUACGACUUAAUCGUGGUGGGGAACGCCAGCGCGGCUCCAGACGUAGCGCAUGCUGGCAGGAAGACCAAAGGCUCUGGAGCAGCCAGGGAGGAAGUGGAAGAGGAGGAGGAGGAGGAGGAGGAAGGAAGCAGCGCUGAUCCUCAGCCAGACACUGGAUCUAAUUACACCCCGGGAUACGAUUACAUUGUGGACGAUUCCGAUUCUAGGAACGAGAGGGUCGUGGACGUGGUCACCUCCAUGACAACGGCCCCCUUGAGGACUACCACGCAGUCACAUACAAUUAGGCCAUUGUUUACAACCAAAGUGCCCCUUCGCUCCACAACACCUCGUGGGGUGUACUGGACCCCACGCGCCACCUCCAAAGCCAAAAUCACAACCCCUUCCGUCAAACCUGUUAGACAGUGGACGCCAAAGCCGAGAAUUACGCCACUGCCCAAAACCACCUCUAAACCUCAGUCGAAGUCGAAGUCGAAGUCGGCGGACAUUCCCCGAACCACAGGGGCUCCGGCACACACUGUGAAGGUGCUGAAAUACCAGAAGACCUCAGUGGCCCAUAAGACCACCAGCAAGAGCCCCGAGGCCAAGAAGCUCAAACACAGACCAGGAAGUCCAGUUAGCACCACCAGUGCCUAUGGCAACCUCAACGCCAGGGAUCACAUCGGCAUGGAUGUCUUCUGGGUGGUCGGGAACUGGAGUGAGUGCUCCACCACGUGUGGGCUUGGUGCCGAGUGGAGGGCGCUGGUGUGCAGCUCCCCUCAGGAGGCCGACUGCGCGAGCGUCAAGAAGCCCGAGCCGGCACGUCGGUGCAACCUCCGGCCCUGCACUGGCUGGAAGGCAGGCAACUGGAGCAAGUGCCCUGUGGGCUGCAGUGAGGCCAUGCGCCAUCGGGACGUGCAGUGCCUCGACACGCAGAGCAAACGCCCACUCAGGCCCUUCCACUGCCAGGCCCUGACUCACAAACCACCCAGCAGCCUGCCAUGCAGCACUCUGCCCUGCCUGCAGUGGAAGAGCUCCCCCUGGGGGAAGUGCUCAAAGAGCUGCGGUGGGGGUCUGAGGGAGCGUCUGGUGUACUGUCCGGCGUUCCACCGCUGCGACACCACCCAGAGGCCAAACUUCACCGAGCCCUGCAACCAGCAGCCGUGCACCCACUGGGACGCUGAGACCUGGGCAGAGUGCUCACAGAGCUGCGGUGGCGGGGUGCGCAGCCGCGGCAUCAGAUGUGUGAAUGAUGAAUCAGGAGAGGAGGAGAGGGCCGGCCUGUGUGGGAGAAGCAGCCGGCCUGACAGCUCCCAGGAAUGCAACCCUCAGGAAUGUAAAACGAAGACGGGUCCACCUUGCAGGAAGAACAGCAUGUCCAGCCGGUUCUGUGCGAAGCUGAAGCUUCUGGGUCGCUGUACCCUCAGGUCUGUUCAGAAGCAGUGCUGCGUCACCUGUAUGGCUUGACUGGACACGCGGCACCACCGGCACUCCCUCCAGCAGCCACGAACGAAACGGACACCUAUCCAGACCAGGAGUCACGAGACACACCAGGAGCCGGGUCAGCUCCUCUGUAUACUGAAACACACUUGCCGUCACAGUCCAUGGAACAUCUCAGCCUUUUUUUUUUACUUGAAUGGCAGCGUGUGGUGCUAGUGUUUUGGUCCAUUGGGAGCUCUUAUUGACAUUCCUUAACACUUUUUCAGUAUAAUUACCAAACGCGGUCAUACUCAGUUUACCAUCGUCAGGUGCAUCUAUACUGUCUGCUGCAUUUUGCAGCCCGCACUCCUAUAGUCUUUUCUCAUUUUUCUUCCACAUUUGUCCGUUUCCUCAUACAUGCACAACACGCUGAGCUGAGGACAAAUGAGAAGAAUAAAUAAGUCACUUUUGAACAUUAUAUGGUUUUUAUGGUUUGUAAUAAAAAUGCACAGUUCUAAGAGCAUCGGUACGUCCUGAUCAUUGGAAUUUACUAAAUAAGUCUACUUUUGCCCCUGACCACUAUCUGCCGGCUCCUUAAAAUGACUAUCUUGGGUCAAAAGCAUCCCUGUGUUAUCGAGCUGCUACUUGUAAACAUCGCCUCCCAGCCCUCCAACGCACUUUAUGUUUUCUUAAAAGAUUGCAAUGUCUUUUCAUGCUCAAGUUUAGCAGACAAUUGUAAGUGAUUAUUGUUUUCAGAACAGACUUGAAAAACUGCCCAUCCCCAAAGAUGUUAAAGUCGUAUUGAGGAUGACAUUAUAAGCAAGCAUUUUAGCAGUGGAAAAUAUUAAGGGGUUAUACCUUUAUUAUUGUUACUACUAAAAUUGCAUUUUCUUUUAUUAUUUGAAAACAUAAUUAUAAGGAAAUUAUGAAUGGGAGAAAGAUAGAUAGUCUUCAUUAUUCCCCUUUACUUAGGAGUUUAAGUAUUGAUAUUUAGUUGUGGGUUUGUAUGACUUCCUUGUGUCUCAUGUCAGACCUGAAAUGAUUGAUUGUAGAUUCUUCCUUUAUCAAAUCAAGUCCUUGACACUGAAUUCUGGUGUAGUCUAAUGACUAUUCAUUUAAGGAUUACAGGAUUUAAACAUUUGUCAAGUACAUUUAUUUCAACUUAUUUUAUCUUAUUAAGGAGCUUUGGAACUAUGGUACUAUAAAGAUGAUAUCAUUGUGGGUUUUGGAUCAGCGUAGUUGAUGCAAAUAUUUGAAUUAAGUGCAAUGCCUUUUACACUUCCUUUGACUCUUCAAAGGCCUGUUUGUAAACUCACCAGAUGGAUACAGACCCCAUCUCCCUCUAAUUCUGGACACGAGAUUCUGUGGAGGAUGCGUCUCCUGACACGUGUUUCUCUCUCUCUGAGCUCGGUGCUGGUUCUGGUGGUGGUGCUGCUGCUGUAUCACACAGUUCAUGGUCCACAGACACCCAGGAGAAGUUGCAUGAAGUGUUGCAGGUCAUCACUCUGUGGCCUUGAGUAGAGGCCAAAAUAUUAUAAUAAUUAAAAAUAAAUAAAUAAACUAAUUAUGCUUCACAGCUUAUCAAGUGCUGCUGAUACUGUGUGUCAUGUCUGUUGAUGAAUCAAUAAAUGCAGU